AUGAAUAUGUGUUCCAAGUGUGAAAAGGACAUGAUACUACUGAAGCAGGAACAAGCAAAGCUUGCAGCUACAUCCAGUAAAGACGUCGUACACAAAAGCUCAAGCAGCGAUGAAUCAGAACUUGCUCUUGCAGGUGCCGCGGUUGCAUUAGCAGAUAUAGUACAACUGAUGCAUAGUAUAGCCUCUCAGAUUUCACAAGAGAAGUCAAAAAAGGGUUUGAAAAAGUGCAUAGCUUGUCGUAAGCGUGUGGGAUUACCGGGGUUCAGUUGCAAAUGUGGUGAUCUUUUCUGCGCAGUUCAUCAUUAUUCAGACAAAGACAACUGCCCGUUUGAUUAUUGGAAUGCUAGUUAG
Molecule: messenger RNA, 351 nt
Organism: Capsicum annuum
Lineage: Eukaryota; Viridiplantae; Streptophyta; Magnoliopsida; Solanales; Solanaceae
Product: zinc finger A20 and AN1 domain-containing stress-associated protein 8-like
Exons: 1
Coding region: 1-351 (116 amino acids)
Molecular function (GO): zinc ion binding
Source: RefSeq, a predicted model, not a curated record